Molecule: messenger RNA, 1132 nt
Organism: Rhodamnia argentea
Lineage: Eukaryota; Viridiplantae; Streptophyta; Magnoliopsida; Myrtales; Myrtaceae
Product: NADPH-dependent aldehyde reductase-like protein, chloroplastic
Exons: 1
Coding region: 162-965 (267 amino acids)
Source: RefSeq, a predicted model, not a curated record
CUCUUCGCUUGAUCUCCAUCGACCCCUUUAAAUAAUCUCCUGCCACGUCUCGUCCCGCCGUCUGAUCUGCAGCGCUACACAGCACACACCGAGUUGAUCUUCCUAAUCGGAGCCCAUCACCACCAGUUCAAUCUCUCUCUUCGUCUCUUUGUCUCUGUGCAAUGGCCACAGGAAUCAACGCCGACCUGGUCAGCCCCCCUCCGCUUCCCCUCGACGGCCGCGUAGCCAUCGUCACCGGCGGAUCCCGCGGCAUCGGCCGCGCGAUCGCCUCCCACCUCCGCUCCCUCGGCGCAAGGCUCGUCAUCAACUACGCCUCCAGCUCGGCCCAAGCCGACGCCGUCGCGGCCGAGCUCAACUCGCCGUCCGCGACUCCGCUCGCUAUCGCAGUCAAGGCCGACGUCUCCGAUCCCGAGCAGGUCAAGCACCUCUUCGACGAGGCCGAGCGCGCGUUCGGGUCCCCUGCCCACGUCUUUGUCAACUGCGCCGGCGUCAUGGACCCGAAAUACCCCAGCCUCGCUGACACAACGGUGGAGGACUGGGACUCGACCUUCAAGGUCAACGCGCGGGGCGCGUUCCUCGGGUGCCGGGAGGCUUCGAACCGGCUGAGGCGCGGCGGUGGGGGGAGGAUCGUGAUGGUGACGACGUCGGUCGUCGGUGGCCUGUUCCCCGGGUACUCAGCCUACGCGGCGUCUAAGGCGGCGGUGGAGACGAUGACGAAAAUCGCGGCGAAGGAGCUGAAGGGGACAGGGAUCACGGCCAACUGCGUCGCGCCGGGACCCGUGGCGACAGAGCUGUUCUUCUCCGGGAAGACGGAGGAGAUGGUGAAGAGGGUGGUGGACGCCUGUCCGCUGGGGCGGCUCGGGGAAGGGAAGGACGUGGCGGAGGUGGUGGGGUUCUUGGCGAGCGACGCCGGGGAGUGGGUCAAUGGCCGGGUGAUUAGAGUCAAUGGGGGAUUCGUCAUUUGAUUAUGUCAAAGGGCUAGGUUCGUCGUUGACCUGUUUGACGAAAUGCGAUUUGCUGUGGCUGGGGAAUCACACGCCUCUAUCUACUCUCUUGUAGAAGGUAACUAAGGUGCCCUUUUCUGGCCGAUUGUAACGUACUUUGUAUAGUAUUAAGCUCUAAAUAUUUGAUU